AUGGAGGCGAAGAAGGGUGAAAUUGCUUCUAAUAAAAACCCUAAAAAGGCAAAUCUUUUGGAUCACCAUUCCAUCAAACACAUCCUCGAUGAAUCUGUCACUGAGAUCGUGAAGAGCAAGGGGUACCCUGAAGAUGUUAGGAUGAGUAACAUUCGGUUGUUGAUUGGGACGAUCAUCAUUAUUAUUGCACUUUUUGCGCAAUUCUACAACAAGAAGUUUCCCGAGAAUCGGAAUUUCCUGAUUGGAUGCAUUAUCUUGUAUAUUGUAUUCAAUGGGAUAUUGCAGCUGAUUAUAUACAUCAAGGAAAAGAACGCAAUUCUAUUCACCUAUCCUCCAACUCGAUCUUUCCACACUACUGGCUUAGUCAUCACUUCUAAGUUGCCGAGAUUCUCAGAUAAGUAUACGCUUAUAAUAGCAAGUGCGGAUCCCAAAUCAAUAUCUGCAAAGCCACCAGUUGAAUUUACUAAAAGCGUCACUCAGUGGUUCACCAAGGAAGGAGUUCUGGUGGAAGGCCUGUUCUGGAAAGAUGUCGAGGACCUAAUAAACAAGUAUGCUGAAGAAACUAAAAAGAGCAAGUAG
Molecule: messenger RNA, 579 nt
Organism: Fraxinus pennsylvanica
Lineage: Eukaryota; Viridiplantae; Streptophyta; Magnoliopsida; Lamiales; Oleaceae
Source: the annotation of a GenBank genome assembly